Messenger RNA from Eucalyptus grandis, 1854 nucleotides. RefSeq names its product berberine bridge enzyme-like 13. The record is from RefSeq and is a predicted model, not a curated record. Lineage: Eukaryota; Viridiplantae; Streptophyta; Magnoliopsida; Myrtales; Myrtaceae. Gene Ontology annotation, molecular function: FAD binding; oxidoreductase activity.
GUUCAAUCGAACCAACUGACGAGAGCAGAGCCGAAUCGACCCAAGAAAUGGCGUUUCAUAGCUCUCUGCUGCUUUCACAGAUUCUUUUGCUUUUCAUGGUCGCAUCGUCUCCAUGGACAUCUGCGACUUACCCGAUUCAGCAGACCUUCUUUCGUUGCCUCUCGACCAAUUCCAAGAACUCCGUUCCUCUUUCCUCGUAUUACACCCCGAAUAACGUCUCUUCCUUCUCGUCCGUCCUCAAUUCGACGGCGAACAACCUCCGGUACUUGCUCCCGACGGUGCCAAAGCCCGUGAUCAUCUUCACCCCACUCGCUGAGCUCCAUGUCCAAACUGCUGUCCUCUGCUCGAGGCAGCUCGGGCUCACCCUCCGCGUCCGGAGCGGGGGCCACGACUACGAGGCGGUCUCCUACGUGUCCCAGAUCGAGCCCACCUUCGUCGUGCUCGACCUGUCCCAACUCCGGGCCAUCGAGGUGGACAUCCCCCGCGGCACGGCGUGGGCUACAGGGGCCACAAAUGGGGAGGUCUAUUACCGGAUCGCUGAGAAGAGCAAGGUCCACGGGUUCCCGAUGGGCCUGUGCACGAGCUUGGGCGUCGGUGGCCACAUCACCGGCGGGGCCUACGGGUCAAUGAUGAGGAAGUUCGGGCUUGGGGUCGACAACGUGAUCGACGUCCGGAUGGUCGACGCCAAGGGAAAGAUUCUUGACCGGAAGGCGAUGGGAGAGGACCUGUUCUGGGCACUCAGGGGAGGCGGCGGAGGCAGUUUUGGCAUAAUCCUGGCUUGGAAGCUGAAAUUGGUCAAUGUGCCUGAGACCGUGACUGUGUUCACGGUCGCCAAGGCCCUCGAACAAGGCGCGACGAAGGUCCUGUACAAAUGGCAAAACGUAGCGCCAAAGCUCGACGACAGGCUCUUCAUCAGAGUCAUCAUCCAGGCCUCCAGCGCCAACCUGACGGAGAACCGGACCGUGUUGACUGCUUACAACGCCCUCUUUCUGGGAGACGCGAACACCCUCCUUGGAAUCAUGGGCAAGGGCUUCCCGGAGCUGGGAUUGACGCGGGCCGACUGUGUCGAGACAAGCUGGAUUGGGUCGGUCCUGUACAUUGCAGGGUACCCGAAUACGACCGCCCCGGAGGUCCUCCUACAGGGGAAACCCCUGUUCCGAAACUACUUCAAGGCCAAGUCCGACUUCGUGAGAACCCCGAUCCCCGAGGAGGGUCUCUUGGGCCUGUGGAAGAUAUACCUUGAGGAGGAGGUCCCGUUCAUGAUAUGGAACCCAUACGGUGGGGCGAUGGCCUGGGUCCCCGAGUCGGCGACACCGUUCCCGCACAGGCGAGGCACACUGUUCAAGAUCCAGUAUGUGGCGACCUGGCAGGAUGGGACCCAAAGCAUGGCCAGGCAUAUGAGCUGGAUCGGCAAGCUUUAUGACUACAUGGGAAAUUAUGUGUCCAAGAAUCCAAGAGAGGCCUACGUGAACUACAGGGACCUUGAUUUGGGCAUGAACAAGAAAGGCGUCAACAGCAUGAUGGAGGCAAGUUCUUGGGGUUUGAGGUAUUUCAAGAGCAAUUUCUACAGGUUGAUUAAGGUCAAGACCAGGGUGGACCCAGAUAACUUUUUCAGGCAUGAGCAAAGCAUUCCUCCUCUUCCUGUGAAGAAAGGGAAUUAGAGAGUGUUAUAUGAUUAGUGUAAGAUUUGCUUGGACCACUUGAGAGUUCGAUGGCUUGUGGUUGUUCUUUCUUUUCUUUCUUUUUCCUUUCUUUUUGCUCUUUUUGAUUUUGGCCUUUUUCCCCCUCUUGGAAGUAACUGCGUGGCAGUGUGUACUGUGAGCAUAUAAUCAAAUACAAAUAUCGGUUUGCACA